This is a messenger RNA of Humulus lupulus (European hop), 1845 nucleotides long. Its product is annotated as probable sodium/metabolite cotransporter BASS3, chloroplastic. Lineage: Eukaryota; Viridiplantae; Streptophyta; Magnoliopsida; Rosales; Cannabaceae. The record is from RefSeq and is a predicted model, not a curated record. Gene Ontology annotation, cellular component: membrane. Bases 161 to 1489 code for a protein of 442 amino acids. The transcript is spliced from 5 exons.
CUAUUCUAUCCCGUAAUCUCUUUUAGAGUUGGAUGCUCACCUCACCUUUCUUUCUUUUUUCAUUCCCUCCUACUAUUACAGAGCUCGCCGGAAACCUCAUUCGCCGGCGGGAAAACUUCUCCGGCGAUUAAAAAAAAAAAGGAACAGUAAAAGACUCACUAUGGUAACAUCCUUAUCUUCUUCAUCCGUGUUCUCAGUUCCGUAUAGCUCUCUUACUCUCUCUUCCUUCAAGCGCGAACCUUUCAAAAUUCCAAAAUAUAACCCUUUAUCGUUUCCGGUCAAAACUACUACUACUACUACUACUACUACUUCUUCUUCUUCUUCUUCUCCGUCUUUUGGUUUUUCAGUUUCGAAUAAGAGAAUCAACAAAGGGGUUUUGUCUAUAUGCGCCUGCUCGACCUCGCCGUUCAUUGGAAGAGUCGGGUCUCAGAGAAGAGAAGGCCAAUCGUCGCUGCUUUCUUUUGGUAUAAACCCACCAACGACGAUAUCGGAAGAUGCUGAAAAGGGUGGUGACUCUUCUCAGUUCUUGUCCGCAAUGCUUCCCUUCGUUGUUGCAGCCACUGCCAUUGCUGCUCUGGCUCAACCUUCAACUUUUACUUGGGUAUCAAAAGAAUUAUAUGCCCCUGCUCUUGGUGGGAUCAUGCUGUCUAUUGGAAUCAAACUUUCCAUUGAUGAUUUUGCUCUUGCAUUUAGAAGACCUUUACCACUCUCUGUUGGGUUUAUAGCUCAGUAUGCAUUGAAACCGGUUCUUGGAGUAUUAAUUGCAAAGGCAUGCGGCAUGUCCCCGAUGUUCUAUGCAGGCUUUGUCCUUACUUCUUGUGUUGCCGGAGCUCAGCUAUCUAGCUAUGCUAGUUUUCUGAGCAAAGGGGAUGUGGCCAUAAGUAUUCUUCUCACUAGCACUUCCACCAUUGCCUCAGUUCUUGUUACACCUCUACUAACUGGCCUUCUAAUUGGUUCUGUUGUUCCGGUUGAUGCUGUGGCCAUGUCAAAGUCAAUUUUGCAAGUAGUUCUUGUUCCGGUCACUCUUGGCCUUGUGCUCAAUACUUAUGCAAAACCUGUUGUGAGAGUUCUUCAGCCAUUGAUGCCUUAUGUUGCCAUGGUUUGUACUUCAUUGUGCAUAGGCAGCCCUCUCGCCAUAAACCGCAGCCAAAUUCUGUCCCCAGAAGGGUUCCGUUUGGUGUUUCCAGUAGUGGCGUUUCACACAGUGGCCUUUACUUUGGGUUACUGGGUGUCCAAAAUUCCAGGCCUGAGGCAAGAAGAAGAAGUGAGCAGAACAAUAUCACUAUGCACAGGAAUGCAAAGCUCAACCUUGGCAGGGCUGCUAGCAACUCAGUUCCUAGGUAGCAGCCAGGCAGUUCCCCCGGCUUGUUCAGUAGUCGCCAUGGCUAUUAUGGGCCUUUGUCUAGCCUCUUUCUGGGGCAGUGGCAAUAGAAUCAGAGACCUACCAUCCCUUCUAACACAUCAAACUGGCUCCACUGUCAAAGCAUGAAGCUACAGAAGGAAAGAAUAGUUUUGGGGUCUGGUUUAGAGCUAAUUUAGUCUUACUUAAUGGUCAAAGCAUACAGAUAGAAAAAGAAAGAGCGGAAAAAGGAACAAAUGAAGUAUAUGUAUAAGUGGUCUUUAUGUGUCGGAGUCUUAACAAGGGUUGGGUAGUAAUGUUGGAAGAAGAUGUAGGAAAGUAAGAGGGAAGCAUGAGUUAAGUUAGCCAAGAGUUAUAUAGUUGAAUGUACAUCUUUAAUAUAAGCAGUGAAUCCAGUUUAUGAUGUAUAUACAUGUACACUUCACAGAAGUAUAUAUAGUUGACAAUAUAUCUAUACUCUAAAAUACAGGCAAUGUAUUCUUUAA